This is a messenger RNA of Misgurnus anguillicaudatus (oriental weatherfish), 2842 nucleotides long. Its product is annotated as beta-1,3-galactosyl-O-glycosyl-glycoprotein beta-1,6-N-acetylglucosaminyltransferase 4-like. Lineage: Eukaryota; Metazoa; Chordata; Actinopteri; Cypriniformes; Cobitidae. Gene Ontology annotation, cellular component: membrane. The record is from RefSeq and is a predicted model, not a curated record. Gene Ontology annotation, molecular function: acetylglucosaminyltransferase activity.
ACAAAAUCUACUUGUGUACAACAAGCCAAAUAAAACUUGAAACUUGAAUGGUGACUGACGUUGCCAGUGCCUAACCUUUUGUGUUCCAUGUAAAGUCAGUCAUACAAGUUUGGAACCGCAUGUGGAGAAGUAAAUGAUGCCAGAUUUUUUAUCUUUUUGAUGAACUCUGGAGAAGGUACAGCUACUUGGUGGAGCUACGUUUUAUUUUGGAAAUAUGCCUCUUUUCAAAUGACCUCCAAACAGAAUGAGAAAACUGUGGAAAAGGCCCAUACAUUUGUGUUUAACACUAACACUCACUUAUGCAUUUUCAUGAAAAUUCUUUCAAGAGUAAAAGAAGACAAUCUCCACCUUAAAACUUUCGGCCAUACGGGAGUGUUCGAGAGACAGCGACUGACAGUAAAAUAUGGCAUUAAUUGCUCUGCAAUAUAUGACAUGGAACCAGCAGAAGUGGGAAAAUCUUUAGUCGCCCGUCAAAAAAAGAGCUAUGUGGGGCCAACUGAUAUGAAUGUUGUGAAUGCCACCUCUGACUGUGAUCUGUUUAUUACAUCAAAAGGUUAUGGUGCGAUACAAGGCUCUGAGUCUGAACGUGAAUUUCCUCUUGCCUACUCUUUGGUCGUUCACAAGAAUGCCGAUCUUGUGGAGAGGUUGCUAAGGGCCAUUUAUAUGCCACAUAAUGUUUAUUGCAUACAUUAUGACCUGAAGUCUUCAGAUGAUUUUAUUUCAGCGAUGCAAGGUCUGGCCCGCUGCAUCCCUAACGUCUUCAUUGCCUCAAAACUGGAGAGGGUGCAGUAUGCAGGCAUCUCACGCCUCAAAGCAGAUCUUAAUUGUCUGUCUGAUCUCCUGGAGUCUGAGGUGAAGUGGAAGUAUGUCAUCAAUCUGUGCGGACAGGACUUUCCACUGCGGACCAACGCUGAACUAGUGUCAGAUCUAAAGAUGCUUAAAGGCAAGAACAUGGUGGAGACCAGACAGACUGGUGGAAAGACGUGGCGCUGGAGAUUUCAUCAUGCCCUGAAAAAUAGCAAAUCUGAAUACUAUGAAUCACCUAUAACCAUUUUUGAGGAGAAAUCUCCGCCACCUUACAACAUCGAAAUGUUUGUGGGCAGUGCAUACUUUACAAUCUCACGGGAAUUUGCAAGUUUUGUUCAGUGGAGUUAUUUAGCCAGAGAUUUUUUAGCUUGGUCUGAGGACACAUACUCACCUGAUGAACAUUUUUGGGCAACUCUGGUUCGUGUGCCUGGAGUGCCAGGAGAAGUGCCAAGAUCUGACCCUGAUAUCACAGAACUGACAUGUAAGACUCGUCUGGUGAAGUGGGUUGCUUUUGCGGAUGUUCUUUACCCACCAUGCACUGGAGUCAAUGUACGGUCUGUGUGUAUUUACGGUGCUGCUGAGCUCAGAUGGCUUCUUGACUAUGGUCACUGGUUUGCUAACAAAGUGGACCCAAAGGUGGAUCCUAUUCUUAUUGAAUGUAUAGAAGAGAAACUUUUGAAAAAACAACUGAUGUCAAAACAACAGGGAAAUCUUUUGGGACUGAAAAGGGGUUGAAAUAUACCUAUUGGAUUUCAUAAUAUCUCCUGUUUACAGAAUAAUUUCAAGUCUUCACCUAAACUUUAACUAAGACAUAACUUGUGUGCAUUUUGAGGUAAAACAGGGCACUGAUGUAUUUUAAGAUAUGUCAGUGCAAGAUCAGUUUUCAGUUUGGACAGCUCUUACAUUUAUUUUAGUCUAUUUUAGUCUAAUCCCUGUCCGGGAGACCGCCCCUAAAUGAGUUACAUAAUGAGUUACAUAUAACAUUUUUUGCUUGUGAUACUGUGAUCCAUUGAAGCUCCUUGUGAUUAAUUUUUAAAAAGGUAACAUAUUUGCUCACUUUCAAAUGGAAUUUGCCCUUUUACUCACUUUGUUGCUUAGCAUCAUUCUUUCUAAGGUAUUUAUAUGAUUCUGCACUAGAUAAAACUGAGAUGUACGUCGAAUAGUAGUAGUUGGAUACUUGGAAUUCACAUACAGGUAUGGACUUAGUAUGUCUGAUAUCAAGGUGGUGAGUGUUUAUCUAAUUUACGUAGUUUUCCCAAACAUUUCAAGAGCAAGGAAAAUAUUUAAACUGUCACAGACUGACUUAAGCUGUUCGAAAUCUAAUUACGUCCAAACUGUUUUGGAUAUAAAAUAAGAGGUAUCUCAUUUGAUACUAUCAGGGAUGAGUGGAAAUGAUUGCAAAGGAAGCGAAAAAGACAGUUCCUAAUAUGCAAAAUAAUGCAAAUGAUGUACUUUAUCAUUUUUGUGAACUUCCACAUGCAUUAUGAUUUACAUACUUUGAAUUCAGUUUGCUUAGUAAUGUACUGUAAGCUUGAGCUUCUCUGGCUGGCACAUCCUAACUCACGUGCUGGGAUUUUUUGUAUCAUAUUAAAAUAAUCUUUGUGAACCCCUUCAUUUCUUUUCUGAUCUGUAGGAUCAGUGGCGCAAAAAGUGGGUAUGCGCUAUAUGCGGCGCAUAGGGGCGCAGCACCAUGGGGGCGCCAAAGAGAUUGUAUAAAAAAGCGUUUUUUUUUUGUGUUGGUAUUUCUAUAUGUAGCUGCUGUUGUGCAUUUCUAAAUCAUUAGAUCAUCAACAUUAUAUAACAUUGUAGAAAACAAACAGGCUAAAGUAGGCGCUAGUGUUGUAGUCAAUACCACCUAAACCGAGACCAAGUCAUGACCAAGACCAGGACAGGCUGAGACCGAGACAAGACCAAGACUUUAAAGGGUCGAGACCAAGUCAAGACCAAGACAGGCCGAGACCAAGUCAAGACCAAGAUCAGUGCAAGUCACUGCAUUAAAACACUUAUGAUAAAAUGUGGAAUAUGCAUAUGAUUA